GGGUUGGUAGCAAGGAAGGAAAAAUCAGGCUCUAAAUAUACCAUGCUCUUCGUUGUAGGGACCUGAUAGCAAGGACCUACUUUCUUAUAUGCACAUCCUGUAUGAAAUCAGCCCACACUUGAAGUUUGGUUACAUGGCAGCCAAAGGGGCUAUAGCUGAAGCAUGCAAACACGAGGAUCGCAUCCAUAUUGUUGAUUUCCAGAUAGCUCAGGGAACCCAAUGGAUGACUCUCUUGCAGGCGCUUGUAGCUAAACCUUCUGGGCCCCCUCAUGUGCGGAUUACAGGAAUAGAUGAUCCCGUUUCAAAAUAUGCUCGUGGCUAUGGAUUGGAGGCAGUUGGCAAACGUUCGGCUGCAAUCUCUCAAAAAUUCAAUGGUCCUCCUGAGUUUCAUCCUGUACCAGACUUUGCUUCCAAGGUGACCCUGGAAAUGGUCGAUGUCAGGCCUGGGGAGGCUAUCGUUGUGAACUUCCCUCUGCAGCCCCACCGCACCCCAGAUGAAAGUGUCGAUGUGAACAACCCAAGGGAUGGGCUUUUAAGGAAGAUAAAGUCCUUUAGCCCAAAGUUGGUCACCUUGGUGGAGCAAAAAUCUAACACAAACACUGCUGCUUUCCUCCCUAGGUUCGUUGAAGCCCAGAACUGCUACUUGGCAUUGUUUGAGUCAAUUGACUUGACCAUACCAAGGGACCAAAAGCAGCGAAUCAAUGUAGAACAACGUUGUUUGGCCAGGGAUAUUGUGAAUGUUAUUGCUUGCGAGAGAAGGGAGAGGGUGGAGCAACAUGAACUCUUUGGCAAAGGGAAGUCUAGUUUUACAAUGGUAAGAUUCCUGCAAUGCCCUUUAAGCCCAUAUGUGAACUCUGUGAUUAAGAGCUUGCUGAGGUGUUACUCAGCUUAUAAACUGGUGGAGCCUGAUGGGGCUAUGUUGUUGGGUUGGAAAGACAGGGCUUUGAUCUCGGCAUCUGCUUGGUGCUGAAGGUAAGAAUAUACAUGAUAGAAACAGAAUUAAAGUCUGUACUCGUCAUAGGGUGUAGAUGAUGUAACAUCAGCCAUUGGAUUUGUGUACAACGAGUGUUGCCUUCGGUCUAAAUAUUUCAGUGGCUGGCAUUUGGUUCUUUAUUUAUUUCUGCAGCAUUAGUUGUGUCGCCAUUGUUCUUUUAUACAAAUAUUUCUUUGUUAAAAUUUUGAUUUUAACUGUUUCUGAUCUUAUAAUUCAUGUACUUGGUGUAGCGUAAACAUCUGUUCUGUAGUUCGAUGAUGUGCUUACCGUUUCAAAACUAAAUUAGAAAGUGACCUCAACUUGCCUA
Molecule: messenger RNA, 1301 nt
Organism: Mangifera indica (mango)
Lineage: Eukaryota; Viridiplantae; Streptophyta; Magnoliopsida; Sapindales; Anacardiaceae
Product: chitin-inducible gibberellin-responsive protein 1-like
Biological process (GO): regulation of DNA-templated transcription
Cellular component (GO): nucleus
Molecular function (GO): DNA-binding transcription factor activity; sequence-specific DNA binding
Source: RefSeq, a predicted model, not a curated record